Dovyalis caffra is the source of this 1125-nucleotide messenger RNA. The record is from the annotation of a GenBank genome assembly. NCBI's taxonomy places the organism in Eukaryota, Viridiplantae, Streptophyta, Magnoliopsida, Malpighiales, Salicaceae.
AUGAGGAAGAAGGCAGCUUCGAUCACUCAAGAAACAACGAACGAUUAUCCUCUUUUCCGAGUGAAGGUAUGGUUAGGUGAUAACGCUGAUCACUACUAUGUUUUAUCAAGAUUCUUGCUCAGCAGAAUGUUGACCGUCACUAAGAUACCGAAUCAUGUAGCUGUUAAAAUUGCUCUUGAGCUCAAGAAGCUGCUCAUCGAUAACAGUCUCCUCGAUGUCUCUCAGUCUGAUUUGGAAGCUAAUCUAUUCAAGUUUCAUACGCCCUCCUCACACAUAAGAGUCCAUUUGCAGCUUAUGGAGCGGCGGGGGUAUGGAGAAGAGUACAUAAAUCGUUACAAGAUGAUGACAAGAUUUCACCAUCAAAGAGUGCCCUUGGUGAUUCUUGUUUGUGGAACUGCCUGUGUUGGGAAGUCUACCAUAGCUACCCAACUUGCACAACGGCUGAAUUUGCCUAAUGUCUUGCAGACAGAUAUGGUGUAUGAAUUGCUGCGAACGUCAACCGAUGCACCAUUGGCAUCUACUCCUGUAUGGGCACGAGAAUUCAGCUCUUCUGAGGAGUUAAUUACUGAAUUUUGUAGAGAAUGCAGAAUUGUUCGUAAAGGUUUGGCUGGUGAUUUGAAGAAAGCAAUGAAAGAUGGAAAGCCAAUUAUAAUUGAGGGGAUACAUUUGGAUCCAAGCAUUUACUUGAUGGAUGAAGAAAAUAAGUUACCAGCUAAAAUGCCAGAAAAAUCUGAGACAAACCCUGUUUCAGUGACUCUGGAUGAUGAUCCUGCAAGACAGAUGGAAAAUAAUUCUACAAGUGUUAGUAGAAAUCAUACUAAAAAUUGCACUCCUGGUCUUUUGACCUCAGAAGAAGGGAAAUCUGUUAACCAGGUGAAUAAAGUUGUGGAUUCUCAGGAAUCUACAGAUAAAGCUGGAAGCAUUCCUGAUAAUAAAGGUGAAACUGUUAAAGGUCUUGAGGGAGAUAGAAAGACUUCUGUUAGCUUAAAAUCUGGUCCUGAACCAAUAAUUAUACCAAUAGUUCUGAAGAUGGCUGAAUUCGACCAUAAGGCAUUACUUGAGGAGUGGAUCUCAACUCGUUCAUUUAGUGAUAAAUGCCCUGUCGAGGUACCAAAGACUGCUUAG